Cyanidioschyzon merolae strain 10D is the source of this 1506-nucleotide messenger RNA. RefSeq lists its product with no specific name. The transcript has a single exon. Gene Ontology annotation, molecular function: metalloendopeptidase activity. The record is from RefSeq and is a predicted model, not a curated record. NCBI's taxonomy places the organism in Eukaryota, Rhodophyta, Bangiophyceae, Cyanidiales, Cyanidiaceae. Gene Ontology annotation, cellular component: membrane. Gene Ontology annotation, biological process: CAAX-box protein processing. The coding region runs from base 1 to 1506 and encodes 501 amino acids.
AUGAUGCAAGGAAGGAUCGGUUUCUCUUUUUGCCCCAACUGGCAGCAGGGAGUGAAUGAGGCAGUAGCACUUCGGUGCGCCAGGAGAGCGCUCCCCACAGACCACCGCAGCACGCUCUGCAACCGAGGAACACUGCGUCACAAGCGACGGUGCUAUGGAGUGCUGCCAGUCAAAAGAGGAGCUGCACGGCGUCUUCUCUGGUGCUCGUCGAGCUCUGAAAGUGCGUACGAGGACUCUGCCCAGUCGCUGCGGAAGGGUGCAGAGGUAGCGCGCACGUCGCCUGCUCACGCCGCAUCAGGCAGCGUAACACCAGCAAAGCCGAGUUCGGCCUCAAAUUCCAUCUGGCAACCGGACUAUUCGACGGAGCGACCGGACUGGGCGCCAGCGUGGCUACCAGCCUUUGUGUAUCGGAUGCCUGCGUUGGUACAAGUUGUUGUCGUUCUGGCGUUUUACGCUUUUCACCUGCUCGUGUUGUCGCGUCACUCGUGGGCACCUCCGGGAGCGUUCCAGCCGCUGCUGCGGAAGAUUGUGCUUGCUGCUCCACAUACGGCGUCGUUCGCGGAUCCUCUGGAUAAACCGAACGCCAAGGCAGCUGCAGAGGCGCUGGAGGCAAUUGCCUCCGGCAAGGAACCGGUCACAGUCGGAUACGACUCCAUAGCGGGUCUUGUUUUGAUCCUCGUCAUCCUCUGGUUCCGUUGGAUGGCCCGAAAGCGAAACCCUCAGCGAUACACCGUUUUGCCGCCACUGAUCCGUCCAAUGCCGAGCCGCGGCCUCCCGUGGGAGCUCCCCAAGACCGCCCGGUCCAAGAUCGGCAUGACAACGCUGAUGCUGCUCGGUGCCUACCUGCUCUCUGGAUACGGUGCCGUUGUAUGUGAGCAGGUAUUAUUGUUUUUGAGCGUAAUAGGAUUACCAUUGACGGUGCCGACAUUGCGUGCGUUGAAAGUGCUGCUAGGGCACCUGAUGUGGGUAUUCAUGGGCGUCAAGAUUCUCGGCAAUAACCUGAAGCCUUUCUUUCCUCCUCGUGGAAAAUGGAUGAGAGCACGGGUGCACUCGAACUGGUGCUGGUGGGCAAUUGGCGUCUACUAUGUUAGCAGCCUGCUCUUCAAUAUCGCUGACUUUGUGAACCAGUUUAUCGUUCCACAGAACAUUCUCAACGAAGAGAGCGUCGUCAGCAAAUUGAUUCACCCCGAGAACCAAGACGGUAUCGCGAUGGCAAUUGGAUCUAUUGGCCCAUGUAUAACAGCACCGGUUUUCGAGGAAGUUCUCUACAGAGGUUACUUGCUUCCAGCAAUCGCCUGUUUCAUGCCAGUAUGGCUGGCUAUACCAGUGAGCAGCGUGCUAUUUGCUGCGCACCACCUGAACCUCGGCGGUAUGCUGCCGCUCUCGGUCCUCGGCUGGGCCUGGGCGUAUACUUACGUGAUGAGCGGCAAUCUGUUUGUUUGCGCAUUCACGCAUGGUCUGUGGAAUUCGCGGGUGUUUUUGAGCUCCUUAUUGGGAUUCGAUUAG